This is a messenger RNA of Photinus pyralis (common eastern firefly), 1557 nucleotides long. RefSeq names its product major facilitator superfamily domain-containing protein 9-like. The record is from RefSeq and is a predicted model, not a curated record. Gene Ontology annotation, biological process: transmembrane transport. The transcript is spliced from 5 exons. Bases 186 to 1391 code for a protein of 401 amino acids. NCBI's taxonomy places the organism in Eukaryota, Metazoa, Arthropoda, Insecta, Coleoptera, Lampyridae. Gene Ontology annotation, molecular function: transmembrane transporter activity.
ACAUUUCCUCACUGAUGUUUGUUUACAUUUUAAGUUGUUAUGUAUUUAAUAGCAUAAUAUUAUUUACACAUAAUGGAUUUCGUGAUAAUGUUAAGGUCGCUUACGUGUACUAUAUCCAUAAUUAAACUUUAGCCUUCGCUCAAUAAUCUUAAUGACGUUAUGGUCAAAGCUUUUUUAAAACUGCAAUGGAUAGAAGUAUACUAAAAAUUUAUAUCAUAUCCUUAAUUGAUUUAUUGGCUGUUGGAUUAACAUUCCCUUUGCUAUUUCCACACUUACGAACUUUGGGCGCAUCUCAUUUUGUUGUUGGAGUGUUUGGCGCUACGUAUUCAGGCCUACAAGUACUCUCGGGUCCAGUAAUUGGUAGUUGGAGUGAUAUUAGAGGACGAUCGUCUGUUGCAUCUGUAGUGUUAUCCAUUUCGGCAGUAUGUUAUGUUUUAACUGGACUCACUACGUCUUUAGCUGUGAUAUACAUCCUAAGAAUUUUACUAGGUUUUUUGAAGCAUACUCAAACAUUAUGCAAAGCACUGAUAGCUGAUAUCGUUCCCAAAGAUAAGCAAACUGAAGUUUAUGGAAGAAGUACAGCAGUAUCAUCCAUAGGAUUUAUAGUGGGUCCUAUUGUUGGCGGUCACCUUAUAGAGUUGCCAAAUGGGUUCUCUUACGUUUGCACUUUAACCUCAAUAUUGUUCGUAAUUAAUAUAGUAUUAUUCCGCACUUUUGAUGAUGUUAUCUGCGGAAAAGUCAGUGAGAAGAAGCAGUUUCAUCUUACAGACAUAAAGCAAGAAUUCACAAAGGCUGUGAAAGAGUUAUUGGAGAUGGACUGGAAGCAGUACUGGGAUGUAUUUACUUUACGGUUCCUGUACAGCUUUUGCAUCGCAAUUUAUUUUUCAAAUCAAUCACUCUUCAUCUCAGAACAAUACCAACUAUCCCAAAAGUAUAUUGGAUAUAUUAUCUCAUUUUUUAGUAUUAUUGGGGGCCUUUCAUCGAUAGCUAUUGGCCAGAUCAAAGUAAAGUUUUAUAACAAUCAAAAUGAAAGUUUGACUUUGCUAUUACAUUUAUUUUUAACAAUGACCUUCUGUUUCUUUGGCAUUCAUUUAUCACCAAAUUUAGGUUUUUUGCUUGUAUUGCUAACGCCAUUUGCGUUCUCCAGUGCAGCUUUGAGAGUUUUAACUAUGGAGUUGAUAUUGAACCGAUCACACACUAAUGACAAGGGUUCAUUAUCUGGUGUGGCCAAUAGUGUGAUGUCAAUAGGCAGAUUUAUUUCACCGUUAAUAUCUGGGAUUAUUGCAGACUGGUGUGGUGAAAGUAAGGUAAUGCUAUUUGCAUUUAUACCUUCGCUAUUUGCUACAUUUUUAUGUGUAAAAUUAAUAAAAACCAAAUCAAAAGCUUCAUAAUGCAGACGGACACAUUUUAAAAAUAAAAUUUUGUUGUUUUUAUUUUCUCCUAAGCAGCCUUUUUGACUGUUUACUUGACAUUUCAAAUUUUUUUUUAUACAAUUGUAUUUAUUGUAUUAGUUGUAUAAAUAGGUACUUACCUAUACAAAUAAAUAUUUUAAUUUAA